Messenger RNA from Ictalurus punctatus (channel catfish), 4920 nucleotides. RefSeq lists its product as uncharacterized. NCBI's taxonomy places the organism in Eukaryota, Metazoa, Chordata, Actinopteri, Siluriformes, Ictaluridae. The transcript is spliced from 5 exons. Gene Ontology annotation, molecular function: lipid binding. Gene Ontology annotation, biological process: lipoprotein metabolic process; lipid transport. The coding region runs from base 348 to 1961 and encodes 537 amino acids. Gene Ontology annotation, cellular component: extracellular region; membrane. The record is from RefSeq and is a predicted model, not a curated record.
AGUCAAUGAUUUUCUUUGUGGUUAUGUUACCCAUAAUCCCAGUUGUUGAGAAAACCCAGUUGUUCAGAAAAGAGCAGAAUCUGAAAACAUUUUAACAGCUUUAAAGUCUGAAAUUUUGUCAGCAUGAGCACAGGGGAGGAGUCAUUUCUUCUCAUUCUUAAUUCUUUCCUGUUAGAGUCAGAGAGCUGAGUUGGAUGAUGAGGUAGUUUUUGAAGUUUUGUUUAGCACUGAAAGGUAAUAAAAGUUGCUUAUUUUUCCUCGGCAAGUUACAAACAUACACUGCAAGUUGAAGGGAUACAUAGUUGGGGAAUAUCAAAUUUACAGGAAAAUCUACAGCUUUGACUCAAAUGGAUUCCACAAUCAGAGAGAAACUGGAGGAGCAGCUGGGCGAGUACAUCUUAGACACUCUCAAAUACACUGAAACUGUGAAGGAGUUUUGUGACGGAAAAUCUGAAUGGACCUCACAGAGAAAGACUGAGCUCGAUAAAAUGACAGGCAUCAAGGCCAAGGCUGAGGACAAGAACCAGACUUGGGGACAGUACAUAUGGAAAAGCCUGACAAAUGUUUCCAGUAGGCCAGAGCUGGAGAAGGAGCUAGAAGAAGUUCUUAACAACACUUUAGAAGGCCUGGAGAAACUCCAACAUUUCCUGGAUGCAGUGGAGAAGCUAGCAGUCACCUCACUGCAUGUCUUCAUGGAUGAUAGUUUCAAUUCCAUGUCAGUACCUUCAGUGAUCUUUGCAGCCAGAAUCAUGUCUCCACGCCUCAUCCACUUCAAGAGAGAUGCAAGAGCGUUCUUCCUGCCGAGUCUCAGCAAUGUAGAAGUCCUGGUCGUCCAGCUGGAGAAAUACAUCCGCAUCACUCAGCAGAUCGUUGAGAAGAUGGAGGAAGGCAGAUCCAGGAGUGUAUCUGGUUCUGGGGGUGUUCAUGAAUGGAAAAACAGGAACUUUUCACGAAACUUGAUUUUGAACAUGAGUGAGGAGUCUGCGCAGGAUCUGUAUGACCAUUUACUCCAGCUAACCAAAAUCAGGAUGGAUGAGUCAUUCAGGAUGAAUUUCCUAUUCAAUGUGAAGGCAGCAGACUUCAUUAAGCUAUUCACUGAGCGCCACACCAGAAUGUUUGAGUUCCUGUCUGAUUUAGAGAAGGCUGCGGUUCAGCUGGACAAGAUGAAGAAGGGCUCCAACAUCUCCACUGUGGCUGGCAGUUCAGUCAGUAUUGCAGGAGGUGUUUUGUCCAUCGUAGGUUUAGCUCUCGCUCCCGUCACUGCAGGCACAUCUUUGGCCCUCACACUCACAGGCGUUGGUCUCGGAGUCACCAGCGGCGUUAAUGGCAUUGUUACAGGCGUCACUGAAAUGGCAGUCAACAGUCAUCAAAUGAAAAAAGCCAACAACAUCUUCAUCAGGUUUAUGGAAGAUGUGCAGAAGAUCCAAGGUUAUAUGGAAGAAGUUGCCAGAGUUGAGGGUCCUAUAGCAAGUGUACAUGGAGUUACCGUAGCUUUUGUGAAACUGGCCGCUCGUGCUAGAGCAGUAGGCAAAGGUAUUGAUGCUAUAGUGGAUGGAGUUUCAGCUGUAAAAGUUCUCAGAAGUGAGGAGGUGAUUGCAAAGGCAGUUAAUAUGGGGCUUCAGGAAGCUAAUGCAGGUCGGAGCAUCCCAAAACUGGCUGCAGAUCUUCCUGACAUUGGGCAGCUGGCUAAAGGAACUCCUCUGGCCAUUUCAAAGUCAGCCAGGGCGGGGCUCGUUACUUUAAAUGCCCUCUUUAUUGGUGCAGAUAUUUUUUCCAUUGUUAACAGUGGCAUUAGUCUGACCAAAGGCAGCAAAAAUGAAGAAGCCCAGCUCAUUCACUCCAGAUCAGUUCUGUGGUGCAUAGAGGUGAAGGCAUGGGAGAAGAUCUAUAACCAUCUGUGUAAAGGAAUCACGGGGUUUUACAAGAAUCUAGAAAUUCUUGAACAGCCUCUCUACUUUUAAAGAACAAAUUUGACCAAAAUACUGACCUGGCAGUGAGGGUGAUUAUAUUUUUUAAGCAAUAAUUUAAUCUUAAAAUUAAUUCAGCUUAAACUGGUGAUUUUAGUAACAGUGUAUAACAGUAACAACUAACAAUAGCAGUGACAGAAAAAUAAUAAUAACAGAAAAUAAUAACGUAAAUCCCAAACAUAUGUAAUAAUUUUUAAAAAAUGUUUAAACAAAAAUAAAAGAGAAUGUACAAAAUUAAAGUAAUAUCAAACUAAUGCAAUUUUUAAAAAAAACUCAUAUAUAAAUUAUGUUAUAGAAAUCCGAUGCACACAUAGACAUGGUAAAAUGUUAUUUACAUGCAGUAGAGUUGGAAUUUGUUUAGCAUGAUGUCUAGAUUUAAAUUGUACAAAAAUAAAGCUAUACAGAGGCUUGGGCUGUGCCAAAGUAUCACUAAAAUUCCAGAGGCAAUUCUGCCUUCUAUAUUCUUGAAUGAAUAUUAAUUUUCCAUUAAAAUCUUUCGCAUUUAUAGACUUCAGGAAAAAAUUAUGUUUUCAAUGAAAGCAGAGUAAUGUGUAAUCAGAGCAUUUGUACAGUUUUAGAAAGUAAAAUUUGCAUUGUAUGUUUAAAAACAUUAUUAUUGUAUCAUAUUCAGGUUUCAUUUCGGUGAGUGAGUUAAAAUGUGUCAUGCCAGAGAUCAAAAUAAACUGAAUAAACAUGAUAAAAGACACAAAUUGUUAAUAAAUUAGUAAUAAUUGUACUGAAAUUCCUGAAAUGUUCCAUUUUUGGAAAUAAAAGCUUUACAUUAUAACAUUCUACUCCCCCACUUUCUAUAUUGUCUGAGCCUGUUUAAUUCCAUUUGAAUUCUAUACUCAUUAAUUCACUUUUAAAAUGUUCUCUCAUAUUUGAUUUUAAUACAGUGUCCUCCACUAAUAUUGGCACCCUUGGUAAAUAAGAGCAAAAAAAGGCUGUGAAGAAUUGGCUUUAUUGUUUAACCUUUUGAGCUUUUGUUUAAAAAACCACAAAAAUUCUCUGCUCUCAUACAUAUCAAAUUAAAAAAAAAAAAAAACCCACAGGUUUAUCCCCAAAAAUAUCUUUGUCUUGAAAGACAAAUGAGUCCUUCAUUACAGAAGACUUCACCUCACACCAUUGAACCAGUUGAGGUGCAUAACCUUCAGACAACUGACCUCCCAAGGCCAGUUGCUUGGCAUCCAUGAACAGCAGAUUCCAUAAGUGUCAUCGAGGAAAUUCUCCAAAAUGGUAGAGGGGACCAACAAGCAGCAACCACACCACAUCCAGGCUCCCAUGUGAGUAACGCAACCACUUCCGCUGACCCAGAAGUGAUUCCUCAAAAAAAUAUGAUGGUUCUUCAGGCAAAUGCAAAAAGGUUUCCUAAUGUAAUAUGAGUUUCUCUUUGUUAGUGCUCUUGUGUAUUUUUCCAGAGAUUUAUAUAAAAUCUGACAGGUGCUAAGCAAAGCUGACAUGUUUAACUCCAUGCUGAUGUAUCAAACCUAUGCAAAUUUUGAACAAGAAUAAUGUAAAGCAUUCAAUCACCUGGAAACGGGAAGUGAUAGAGAGAGACUGUUGACACUGAAACCAUGUAAACAGUCUCCUAAUGAUUUUGCAUUUCCUACUUUGGUUGCAGUGAGCCGGUGGAAUGAAACAGUGUUGAAAACCGUGUUUCCAAAAGGCCUCAGUGACACCAUUAAUUUUGCGGUAUAAUUUUUUUACAUUGUAUUUUUCACUUUUUUCACUUAUUUUUCACCCCUUCUCUCGCAUUUUUCAUUUUCUCAAAGAAUGCUUUUAUUUUUUAGUUUAAAGAUAGAAAGCAGAGGCCAUCACUGUCAAAUCUGCCUAAAAUAAUCUCCACAAAGCUUUGACUAAGGUAAACAAUGGCACCAUGGCAAACAUUCAGAUUGUUCAGUGUGUUGAGUGCAGGAUUUUUUGUUAUUCUUCCUCUGUUGUUAGUACUUGUGCUAAGUGUAUUGUUGGCUCAAAUUUAGCCUAUUACCCAAAAACAUUUAAAAUUCAACUUAGAAGCCAAUACUCACAUCUACCUCUGAGACCAGUUGGAGAUAGAAAAAAUACACCAGCCAUGAGUGAGAAGAAGCAAGGGUCCAGCUUUAUUGUUCCAUUCCACCACACGAGAGCCACACCGAUGAGAAUUCUCAGAAGUGAUCCCAAUACCCUGAGCUUAAGCUCCAGUAUUUAUACUGUAUUUACACACUAAAUAACCCAUAUGUUUCAAGAAGACUAUGAUCUCACUACCAAUAGGGUUAAAAAAGAGCUCAUUUACCUUACUCUUAUGUUCCAGAAAAGGGCUAUUUCACUUACACAUAGAAUUGAAACCAGGGGUUUUAAUUUACACAUAAAAUCAGAACCCAGGCAUUUCUAAUAACCCAGAAAAUAAAAACCCAGAGUUUCUAGUUACUCAGAGGAUCAGAAACCAGAAUUUUCAGUUACCUUAGGGCAUCAGAAACCAGAAUUUUCAGUUACCUUAGGGCAUCAGAAACUUCACUUUUCAAUUACCCAGAGGAUAGAACGUGGACAAGACUAAACAACCUAGAGGGACCUUGGUCUUAUCGUUAUCUCGAGGGGGGCAGUUUGACCCAGCCACCCUUAUAACUGGCUCUCUUCAUGGUUCUCUUAAAAUUAAGGCCUUCCUUGCGAGACGAGAAUCUUCACCAUCUGAAUCAUGAGUAAGUUAUAUUUUCCUGUAUUUCUAGUUUUUAUUUUCAGAUUUACUCUAUAUCUCUUAUUAUAUAUGCUGCUUGAAAAACCGGUUUACUGUACUUCCUACUUCUUAAUAAAAUUUUUAUAAAAAGUAUAUAUAUAUAUAUACCUUUUAUUAUAAGACAUUACCCUUAUAAUAUCUUAAUAUUCCUUUUUAUUAUUCUUAUAAAGUUAUAAUAGUAUGUGUGAGAGAGAUGGUGUGUGUGUGUGUUAUGUCUACUUGCCCGCCCUUGACUGUACGAGG